GUGCGUUAGGAUGGCCGUGAAUGUGCGAUGGUUGAUCGGUUCGGUGUUGCUAGUGUUGCUGGUAUGGGCCGGUUGUCUGGUCCAGCAAAGUAAUGGCCAGUUGAGUGCUGGUGGUGGUUCGUGGCUGGACAAGUUUAACAAACUGCUCAGCCGAUCGAAGACGCGUAACGCAACGGAAGACAACGAGGUGCUCGAUUCGGAUGAGUAUGAUUUCAUCGUCGUCGGCGGUGGAACAGCUGGAAUGGUGUUGGCCACUCGGCUGUCGGAGAAUCGUAAUUGGAAGGUGCUGCUGCUAGAGGCUGGCCAGUAUGGUACGAAGCUGUUUAACAUCCCGAUCGGAUUCCAGCUGGCCGUACUGUCCGAUGCAUACAACUGGAAGUUCUUGAGCGAACCUCAGCGUCAUGCCUGUUGGGGAACGAUCGAUGGUCGUUGUCCGGUCGAUAUCGGGAAAGGGGUUGGUGGCAGCACGCUAAUCAAUGGACUAAUCUUCUCACGCGGAAAUCGAGAUGAUUACGAUCGUUGGGCAGCAGCCGGCAACGAUGGAUGGUCGUACGAUGAAGUUUUGCCGUACUUCCGUAAGUUUGAAAAAUCCAUUGGUGAAAAGCCGGAUGGUAAGUUCCGAGCUGCAGGGGGUCCUCUACGUGUGGAGCGAUCUGCUUAUCGAUCGGAGCAUGCACGCAUCUAUCUGGAGGCGGCAAAGGAAGCCGGAUAUCAGCUGAUUGACUACAAUGGCCGUACCCAGUUCGGAAUAUCGCCCGUUCAGGCAACGAUGACGAAGGGACAGCGACUAUCAGCUUACAACGCUUAUCUACAGCCUGUUCAGAAGAAGCGUACGAAUCUUAAAACUCUGACCGGUGUAUUGGUAACGAAGAUUAUGAUCGAUCCAACAACGAAAGUGACCGAAGGAGUCCGUUUCACAAGGAACGGUCAACAGUUUGAAGUUCGAGCACGCAAAGAAGUGAUCCUUUCGAGUGGUGCCAUCCUAACUCCACAGCUACUGAUGCUGUCCGGUGUGGGACCUCGAGAGCAUCUGGAGUCACUCGGCAUACCGGUGGUUGAAGAUCUUCCCGUCGGUCAAACACUGUACGAUCAUCUCGGCUUUUCCGGGCUGCAAGUCGUGAUGAAUGGUACCGGAUUUUUCGCACCCGGAGACAUCCCUACCUUUGAGAACUUCUACGAAUAUCUCAAGGGCAAGGGCGUGCUAACCGUGCCGGCAGCAGUAGAGCUCGUCACCUACCCAAACCUAACGCUCGCCGGCCGUCGUGGACCAACGUUGGAGCUUACGAAUCUGAUCAGUUCGUUCGCGGUGGAUAAGGGCACCACGGCAAAGAACAGUGUGCGCAUGCGAGACGACAUCUACGAAGCCGUUUACCGACCACUCGAGACACAGAACCACUUCACGAUCAUCGUGCAAAAUCUACACCCACUGUCCCGCGGCACGAUAAGUCUACGCAGUGCCAAACCGUCCGAUGCGCCGGUCGUCGAUCCGAACUAUCUGGCCGAAGAGCUGGACGUAGACGUGGUGCUGGAAGGCAUUCGUGAGGUUCAGCGUGUUCUCGAGACGGAGGAGAUGCGUCGCUACGGUGCGACUGUGUGGGCCGCACCACUGCCGAACUGUGUGCAGCACGAGCCCGACUCGGACGACUACUGGCGCUGUGCAGUGCGUACCGUGUCGUUCUCGCUGACCCACUUCACGUCCAGCUGCAAAAUGGGGCCACCGACGGACGACGAUGCGGUCGUUGGCCCCGACCUGCGGGUGUACGGUGUGGAGAAUUUGCGCGUUGUCGACGCGAGCGUUAUCCCGGAACCGGUUUCUGCGCAUCCGAUGGCGGCCGUGUAUAUGGUUGCGGAAAAGGCGGCCAAUCUGAUCGCCCAGCAGUAUGCGGACGAUUGA
Messenger RNA from Anopheles maculipalpis, 1894 nucleotides. RefSeq names its product choline dehydrogenase, mitochondrial-like. The coding region runs from base 11 to 1894 and encodes 627 amino acids. The record is from RefSeq and is a predicted model, not a curated record. Lineage: Eukaryota; Metazoa; Arthropoda; Insecta; Diptera; Culicidae. The transcript has 3 exons. Gene Ontology annotation, molecular function: flavin adenine dinucleotide binding; oxidoreductase activity, acting on CH-OH group of donors.